AUGGAGACCAACAAAGAUACCGCGGCGCUUAAAGCGCAGGCUCAGGCGAAUACCAACGCAGAACAUGCAAUGAGCCUCCGAGACGCUAUCAGGUUGUAUCCAAAGUCAGUUCUCUAUUGUGUGGUUCUUAGCAUGGCCAUCAUCAUGGAAGGGUACCAGGUCGGACUCGUACCAUCCCUCUUCGCCCAGCUAGCUUUCCAACGGAAAUACGGCCGCGCUCGUCCAGACGGUUCCCACCAGCUCGACAAUAGGUAUCAGUCAGCUCUGACCGCUGCUGUGCAAGUGGGUUCAAUCUUUGGCUAUUGGCUCAGCGGUAUCCUCAUCGAAAGGAUUGGCUAUAAGAGGACGAUGCAGGGCUCACUCCUGUCGAUUACGUCCUUUAUCUUCAUCAUCUUUUUCGCACCCUCCAUUAUCAUCCUUGUUGUUGGCGAGGGUCUGCUUGGAAUUCCUUGGGGCAUCAUACAGACGUUGACAACCACCUACGCAGCAGAAGUCAGCCCAGUGGCCCUGAGAGCAUAUGUCACUUCUUACGUCAAUUUGUGUUGGGUAAUCGGUGGAUUCAUCUCAACAGGCGUCUUGCGCGGAACUGUCAGCAGAGCUGAUCAGUGGGCGUACCGCAUUCCAUUUGCGCUGCAAUGGAUAUGGCCUAUUCCCAUCAUCAUUGGCGUCAGCUUCGCCCCUGAAAGUCCUUGGUGGCUUGUUCGCCGGAACAGAGUCGAAGAUGCGCGCAGGGCUCUCUUGAGUCUGACUUCAUCCAAGAACAUAGGCUACGACGUUGAUGCUGUUCUUGCCAUGAUCCGGCACACCAUUAGCCAAGAAGAACAGGUCGAUCGGGGUGCUCGAUACCGCGACUGUCUCCGCGGUAUUGGCCUGCGCCGAACGGAGAUAACUUGUGUCGCCGGAGCCGUUCCCUUCCUUGCAGGAACUGGUUUCGCAGGUCAGGCGAUCUACUUUUUAUCCGUAGCAGGCUUGAGCUCUGAUGCGGCUUACAAUCUCGGACUAGGUCAGAACGCACUUGGUUUCAUUGGUGUCCUCACUUCUUGGGCGCUGAUGAGUCGCUUUGGACGUCGUACGCUCUAUCUCUGGGGCCUAUCGACCACCUGCAUUAUCCUGCUCCUGGUCGGCGUUCUCGGCAGCGUUCCAAGCGGUGACAACAAGGGUCCCACAUGGGCGACAGGCGCUCUGUUGAUGACUUACACGUUCGUGUACAAUGCGUGUCUGGGUCCGGUCGCGUACGCUGUCGUUGGUGAGACACCGUCUUCGAGACAUCGCAACAAGACAGUCGCCAUUGCUCGGAUUUUUCUAAACCUUUUCAACUUUGGUGGCUCCUGGCUGAACCCCGCAAUCAUCAACCCUACCGCCUGGGGCCUUGGCGGCAAAGGUGGCUACAUAUGGUUCGGGGUCGCGUUCGCGACCCUUGUUUGGACCUUUUACAGGCUGCCCGAGAUGAAAGGGCGCACCUAUGGCGAGCUAGAUGAUCUUUUCCAACGCAAGAUUCCGACCAGACAGUUCGCGGACGCCCCCGCACAUGUCGCAGCUGUGGCUGAGAACCUAACCCCGCACGGGUAA
Messenger RNA from Didymella exigua CBS 183.55, 1569 nucleotides. Its product is annotated as putative maltose permease. Gene Ontology annotation, cellular component: membrane. The record is from RefSeq and is a predicted model, not a curated record. Lineage: Eukaryota; Fungi; Ascomycota; Dothideomycetes; Pleosporales; Didymellaceae. The transcript is spliced from 4 exons. Gene Ontology annotation, biological process: carbohydrate transport; transmembrane transport. The coding region runs from base 1 to 1569 and encodes 522 amino acids. Gene Ontology annotation, molecular function: carbohydrate:proton symporter activity.